UGUAGUGAAAAGGGAAGAAAAUGGAAAGACGAUUUCACUUGGAAUUCCUUACACAGAGCAUAAAUAAAACAUGACUUUAAACAUAGUUAAGGUAUUCGGACAAGUGCAAAACUCUAAACAAACGCAGUUGAAGAAGCCUAGAGUGACAUGAUGUGAGUGUUGAAGACAACCAUGGAUGAUGCCAUACUCCAACGGGUGUGUAGUCUUGCCACUGCAUUCCGCCAGUCUGCUCAUCUCCUCCUUGAUCAGCAAUAUAAGCUUUCAUUAGACACAUGGUCACUUGGAGAAAUUCAAGAAGCAUUUAGUUUAAUCCUUGAGAUAGAGCAGCACACUAACUUCCAUGUGCUGCCUCCCAACCACCGCCAGCACUCCGCAAUCCCACACCUUCAGUUUAUUUAUGACCUUCUACAGAAGAUCUUUGGUUUAAGACUGUGGGCUAAAGUUGGACAAAGUCUUCCACAGAAUGAAACUAUAAGUUUACGCUGCUUCCGGAACUUACAAGCUCUGGAGUUAUUGCACAUUCCUGUGACCAGCCUCAAAGCCCUCCAAACCCUGCGGCCAACACUGCGAUCAGUAAUAAUAGUUAAAGGACUAACACGACUUAGUGAUCUGUUCAUCCGUUGUGGUGCUGAUAAGGCAGGAGAGUUUGCAUGGGAGCAACUGCAGGAAGCUGUGUUGGCUCACAACUCAUUGUACAGUUUAGACCACAGCCUUAGUCUCCUGCCAAACCUUAAGAUACUAGACUUAAGCCAUUGUGAACUGGAGGAUGCCUCAGCUCUGGAGUACCUCCCUACUGUGUCGUUAUUAGACCUGAGCCACAACCAACUACGACUCCUUCCCCGUCUCUCUCCUACUGCUACCUACUCUCUUAUAGUUCUCAUAGCCAAUAACAAUCUUUUUUCUCACAUAAGUGGUUUACAUGAAAUGAAUAACAUUGAGGAGCUGGAUCUGAGGGACAAUGUAUUAAGUUUGAAGGAAGCAUUGUCACCCAUUGGUGCCUUACCUCAUAUUAGAGUGCUCAAGAUAAGUGGUAACCCUAUCACAUGGGACCUCAACUACAGAAGUCAAAUUAUCAGACAGCUAAAUCCUGCUACUGCCAAUCAUAAGGUUGUGUUUGAUGAUGUGCCUCUAACAGGUCAAGAAUAUGAUGAGGUUGGGAUGCAUGCAGUGCCAGCAGGAUCCUCUUACUCCCCAGAACUUCUUUCAUCUCUUUCAUCCCUCUCCUCCCUUUGUUCUCCAGUGAAUCCAAUAAGUCCAGCACAUGGACUAAUCUCACAGCCUCUGUAUUCACCUGAAGAGGCAGAUCUGAUUCAGCUAGAUCCAGUAGACUCCCAACCAGCAAGUUUAGUUAAUGAUUCAGCUCCUGUAUCACUCAAAAACUCAGGCAAUGGACAACCCCGCAGAAAAUCAAAGAAGAAACGCACUCGACAUAUAGCCAUCACAGAUCCUGAUAAUGAGGAUAUGGACAAUGACAGUAUACAUUUGGCAGACAGUGACAUGUUGGAAAGAAUGGGUGUACCCGACCCCCCACCACCUAGUUUGGCAGCUGGUCCAACCUUCACUCUUCCCACCUCAGAAAGUUUCACUCAGGCUCUCAAUGCCCACACCCUCAAGACAGACAUGAGAAAUCCUGCUCCUGAGCAAAGUGACAGAUUACUUGAGGAAAUUCUUCAGUCCAAACCCCACUCUGGGACCCCAGGUGCUCAAUGUGAUAUGACCAAUCUAGUCAACAUGGCCACAAAUGAAACCAGCAACCAGGAUGAAAUAGUAAACACAAAUAAGGAAGAUGUGGUUGUAGGCAUUCCUUCAGAUCAAAAUGAUAAGGAAAGCUCUCCAGAAGAGAACCCCUCCACUAGUGAUAUAACUGAGGCAAAGACAAGUGAUGAGCCAAGCAUGGAGUCCAGCAUGGAGUCCAGUUUCUAUAAGGGAAGCUCAAACAUUUCUCGGAGAUCAUCUACUGAUAUGUCACCACCACAUAGCGAUAGUGACGAUGAGAAGGAUAAAGUCCUUGCCCAAAGAGAGAUGGAAGACCAAGGAGGUGAGGAAGGUGAUGCUCAAGAUGGUAAAAGCCUGCAUGAUGUUAUCCUAGCAGUCACGCCUUUGUACUUCAAGGAAAAGCAUAGCAUUACAACGGCGACUCUAUUUAGGUGGGAGCUUAGAUGUGUAGAGAGUGUAGAGUUGUUGUCAAUGUCACCCCACAAGAUUCUGAUCACAUUUGACACAAUAAGACCUGCAUAUAGGACAAGAACAUACAUCCUUGAUCCUCCUGAUCACCAGAGUUUAAUGAAGAUAUUGACUCCAGUCUUAGAGAGGAAUGCACUUCAGGAGAUGCUUCAUUCUGCCAUGAAGUGUGUUAAAUGUGACGCUCAAUUUUCUCGAGACUUGGCAGUACAGUCUGAUGGCUCAAACACACUCAAGUGCCCCAACUGUGGUGGAGGUGUGGUGGUGCGGGUUGAGAGGGUGGAUCAUCCUGCUGUGUCCUCUUCAGCUAUGUAUGAAGCAAGUGGUCCAUUUUGUAGCACUCCUCUAGACCAAACAUUGGUGAAUAAAUCAGGUGCUCUUGCCAGUGCUCCUCCAGCAGGAACAGAUUCGGGUUCAUGUUUGGGAGAGUCUAGUGAGAGUGUGAGCGUGUGCAGUGAGGCAUCUUCCUGUGUGCGACGGGAAUCUGAUGUCGAGGUGAUAUCAAACCCAUCUGUGUCUAGCAUUGAAGUUCUCAAUGAUCAGCAUGUUAUUCAUGAAGGAGAAGGAGAUGGAGAGAAGCCACUUGUAUCAGCAGUUGUCAAUACUGAUGCAUGCACUCCAGCUAAUUCACCAAGUAUCAACCAGAAGCCAGAACCCACAACCUGUAUGCAAGAGAGUAGCUCUUCAGGUUCCAUGACAGGGAGUGUGUGUACCACAUAUGAGAAGACAGGAUCACUCCCUACCUCUCCCCUCAAGGCCAUCCUUCAGCAACACUCCCACUUAGACACUGUGGAUUCUAAAAAUAACUCUAAGGAUAUCAGCAGUGAUAUGUCAAGUGCCUUGUACCAGACAGCAGAGUCUUCAUUACAAGUGACAGUGCCAGGAACCUCACCAUGUUCAGUGGGCAACUCGCCACAUCUGAGCUCCAGCAGUGCCAGUAUAGAUACAAUAAAAAAUGGGGCAACAACUCCUGGCCUUCAUCACAAAGCUGUGAUGACAAGUAUCCAAGGUGAAAAAGCAAUUAAUGAAGAUGGUGGAAAACAACGUAGCAUAUCAUCAUGGGUUCAGUCUCUCCUGCAUACUCUUACCGGCUACUACUGGCUUUGGUGGGAGGAAGUUGAAGAAGUAGAGGGUAUUGAGAGAAUUUCAAAUCCUAUCCGAUACUCAUAUGAAGACUUUGCUGAUGUGGAUCAUCGCCUUAAACUUUACUGUGAAGUUCUGCUCUUCCAUGAACCAGGAGAACAGCUUUUGGGGCUGGUUAAGGCUGUACUGUUAAUUAAAGGGGGGAGGAGAGAGUUCCAAGGUCUUCUUGUCAUCUCAAACAAGAAAUUAUACAUAUUAGAAAUUGUUGCUCAAGAAGAUGACAGCCCCCAGGCAUGGCUAGAAUUGUGUUCCUCAUACAACUUGUCAGAUGUUGGUACAAUCCAUAGUUUGUACCAACGACAAGGUCUGGCACUCUCUCUAGCUGAUACAAUCUUGAUGAUAUCACUGGCUGACUCUCAUCGAGCAAAUUGCUUCUUCAAUUUUUUUAGCGAACUAUUAGAUGAAUGUGGGAUCAACCCAACCAUAGGGGAAUGCAGCCCAUCCCAGGAAGAAGUCCUUAUGCAACAUAUCCAAGAAGCAGUAGAAUCUACAGGAGAGGAAACCACUCCUUCUAUAUUUGCUAUUGUCUCCUUACUCCUUGAUGGUGGAUGCAGUGAAAGUCAGUUUCUGGCCAUCACUGAAACUGACCUGCUGUUGUUCUAUGCUGACCUGGAGUGGUACUUACCCCCAACACCAGAGUCCAAGCUCCAGUUAAAUCUUGCACAGAAAAUAUCUGACAUUACAGCUAUUGAAGUGCAUAGUGAGAGUCAUGUUGCCCUACAGUUUAUGGAUGAAGUAACAGGAAGUGAGACAUCAUGGGAUCUUCACGUUGCAUCAUCUGUUGCAGCUUGCCACAUUAUCCAGGCCAUACGAACCCCUUGGACACAACUCUUCAGUGUUGAUCUUCAGGACUUCAUCGGUGUUUAUCGAACCAAAGAAGGUGACCUGCUCAGCAUGACACGAGUAAUAACAGAUGGUGACCCAGCUACGAAUGAUAAAGAAGAAACACUAUCACAAACUGAUACUCAAGACUGGUACCAAGUUGCAGCAGUUUCUGGAAAUUUGAAAUACGACACCAAGUACCCAAUUCUAGGAUAUAGUGACCAUGUGGCAUCUUUCACCAUCACUCCUAAAGAAGAGGAAGCAAAGCACAAGAACUUGGAUUCUGAAAACUUAGUGAUAUGUUGUUAUGAGCCACAGUCACCGGCUCUAAAUGAUGAUAAUGACUCUUAUACCAAAUCCAAAGUAUUGAUUACAGAGGGGGCAGCUGUUCAAGGUUCCGUGUAUUCUGCUGACAUUUUACACGAUCAAAAUAGUUGUCAUAAUAUUAAUACUGGUAAAAUUAGUGACAGCCUUGUAGUUUGUACCCAUCUACAAGAUUCUGCACCUGUAUUUGAGGAAAAUGUACAAGGAAUUUCUAACGUAAUUUUUUCGGAGUUUACGAAGUAGCACAAGGUAUGUACAUGUCACAAAUAUUUCUAUAAAUUUAAGUAGUAAUCUCCAUUUUUUUUUUAUUGCAAUAUGAUUGUCUGAAAAUCAAGAUUAUUCCUCACAUACAGCAUACAGCACAACCUCACAAAUUCAGAACUGUUAGGACCAGGAAUUCUUGGGCAGCUGACAUCUCACCUACUGUAUAUCACACAAUUAUAGAUUUUUUUUUGUAUUUUAUGGUUACAUAAUCAACAUUCAUACCCUUUAAGCCUCCUUUACUAACUAAAUUCAGGUUAUAGCACGUCUCAAACUUUAUCUCAAGGCACAAGAACUUAAAAAUCUCCAUUUUUUCCAUACACUUUUGGAAAAAAAUGUGCUAUAAUCAUGUUGUUAUUGAUUUUUAACACAUGACAAUUUGAUAGGGUCAUCUUAAAUAUCACACAUCAAAGAUAUUCUGUACGUGACAUUUGUAUAUACAGUACUCUAAAUUACUGAAAGGAAUUUGUUCUGUAACUUUUUUAUACAUUGUUAUUAUUUUUUCUACUGUGAACUAUUUAUUCAGUUGUAAUUAAAAGGUCAUGUGAGUAAAACUGCAGUUCAUUAUGGUAAGUGUUACAUAAGCUACAAUCUCAAUUGUUGUACACAGGAAAGAGUGAUUAUGGAAUCUCAGGAGAAAACAGUUAUAGCAGGAGAAUCUGGUACAUAUAUACAUGUACGGUAUGCAACAAACAGGUAUGAUCAUUGCUACCACUUCUUUCUCUAACAUGAUUAAUUAUUGUAUAGUGUGUGUAUAUAAGAAUAAAUAGAGUUAAGCUCAGGGUUA
This is a messenger RNA of Homarus americanus (American lobster), 5518 nucleotides long. Its product is annotated as serine/threonine-protein kinase 11-interacting protein-like. Lineage: Eukaryota; Metazoa; Arthropoda; Malacostraca; Decapoda; Nephropidae. Gene Ontology annotation, molecular function: protein binding. Gene Ontology annotation, cellular component: cytoplasm. The coding region runs from base 172 to 4713 and encodes 1513 amino acids. The record is from RefSeq and is a predicted model, not a curated record. The transcript has 27 exons.